Lachancea dasiensis is the source of this 1893-nucleotide messenger RNA. NCBI's taxonomy places the organism in Eukaryota, Fungi, Ascomycota, Saccharomycetes, Saccharomycetales, Saccharomycetaceae. The record is from the annotation of a GenBank genome assembly.
AUGUCCUUGCAAACUCGCGGCCCUUACAAUAAUGGCGAUGGAGAUGUUCUGAACAGUAUAUCUCUAAACACCAAGAGACUCAACGGAGAGAAUUUCAAGCACGGCGAGUUGGCCAAUGCCGCAAAUAAGGGACAGGCCAAUGCUGCUGUCAGUAUGCGAAAAAAAAGCGGGGAAGAAAACAAAUGUGGAUCAAGCAAUUCGUCACAGCACUCUGAAGACGCCCCAUCUGAAACACCUUUUCAAUUGAAUGCAUCCAAGGAUCCAUGCGUGACAAGCUUCAAACUAAGCUCCCUGUUUAUUGGUGAUCUAAAUUCUCGGGUCAAUGAAAAGAUGCUAACCAAGGUGUUCAGUAAGUAUUCGUCGCUCCAGUCAGUCAAGAUUUGUGUCGAUGCCGAGACCAAGAAAUCGCUGGGCUACGGUUACUUGAAUUUCACUGCUAGCGAAGACGCUCAAAAGGCAAUAGAAGAGUUUAGCUAUGUCAAGUUGUUCGACAAGGAAGUGCGAAUUAUGCCAUCUAUGAGAAACAGCUAUUUCAGAAAGAACAUUGGCACGAAUGUUUUUUUUGCUAAUCUCCCACUAGAAGAUCCAAGGUUGACGACAAGAGCAUUUUACGAGACCUUCAAUCGCUAUGGAAGGGUGCUUUCCUGCAAAUUGGAAAGACGAAAAAACAUCGGGUUCGCGUAUUUUGAAAGUGACGCAAUAGCGAAAAAAGUUAUCGAGGCAUUCAAUGGAACUGAAUUUUACGGUACUAAGAUUUCCUGUGGCUUGCAUUUUGACAAAGAGAUCAGAAAAUCACCGGAAUUUGAGAAGAGGAAGGCAAAACUUGAAGGAAUUACAAAAGAGAGCCUCGUGACGGAAGAUCAAACCGAAGUCGAAUUUAACAAUUGUUCCAGAGGACCCCAUCCUAACUCGAUUCAUGUUAAAAAUCUUCCUUUGAAUGCAGAUAAAGAAGCUCUUCUCGACUAUUUUAGCCAACUUGGCCCUGUAAAAUCUAUAUUUACGGCUAGUUCAAGAUCAUACAAAGAAUCUUGCUGGGGCUUUGUGACAUAUAAAAAGGGAAGUGACAUGCAGAGAGCACUUCACGAACUCAAUGGAAAAUACAUGGGGGAAAGAAAGUUAACUCUUACCAAGGGCCAACAAAUGGCAUUCGGGGGCGCGAGAGACCUACCUAGCGAUAACGAUGCCGUAACUUCUAGCAAGACAGCCGCAAUUGAUUCAUUGCUGUCAAAUGGAUAUCGCAAGACUAUAUAUCUUAGUAAUUUGAGCUCUGUCUGCAAUGAGCAGUUUUUGACAGAACUAUGCUUGAAAGAAAAGAUUGCUUGCAAAAAGAUAGCCAUCGAGGAUUAUGAUCAUAAUAACCUUACCUUCCUUGGCCAUGUUUUAUGCAAUUCCCGUCCUGACGCCAAUAGAUUAUUUGAAUACCUCAACAAUAAACUAGUUGGGGAUAGUGUUGUUAAAGCCUCCUGGACCGCCCCCAUGAAAAAUAGCGAGCCAAAGAAUCUAAAUGACAGUUCCCCGAAGGACACCGAGUACUUUGAAAACAAAACCCUCAUCGCGAAGGGCCAGAUAAGCUUCAUUGCAGAUCAUGCUCGCCCUUCUUUGUGCGCAACAAGCGCACGCAUAAUUCGGGGAUCAAACAGUCUAGCAAAAAAUCAGCUCCUGGACGUUUUGAGAAACGAGAUUAAAAAGUCAAUGGAUUUCAUCUCAAGUCCUAAUGCCUCUAAAAAUGAGAACUUGAAAUGUAUAUCAGAAUACAUUUUUGACGUAUAUUGGCGUUCCAACGUGGAGUGCUUAUCGAAAUUCUUACUACUAAUCAGCACGCGAUCACAGCACGGGAGAAUAUUGCAAACUCAGGUUCAAGAAGCUAUCAAUUUUCUCGGAUUCGAGCGGUAG